GUGAAAUUGAUCUGUGUGUGGAGUUGGUUUGACACCUGUUGAUGACUGAGAGCGGUGUGUGUCAACCUCGACCGGCGGGUUGUAACUCGUUGUAGCGGUUGUACGCUUGUGUUGACAAGGGAGGCGAAGUGUGGCCGUCACGUGCCUCCUCUCCUCAACUUCCUUGCCGCGCUGCACGCUUUGAUGUAUUGUAGUGGCAGAGAAGAAUACACGUGUAGAUUUCAUCAUUGACAAGAAACAUGAACCCAAGCAUUUCUGGAUUGGAAAAUAUCCGGAUGGACGAAUACCAGCAAAACGGAAGUAGGAUAUCGGAUCCGCGGCUGCGCAAAGCGGUUGCUAUGGUAACGGAAACUCAGAGACUGACCCCACUGUUAAAGGAGGAGCUUCGCCUGCAGAUCCUCACAAAACGUCACGCUAAUGGACAGGCUGAAAUCGACAAGGAAGACCAUACCCCUAAACAAUUUGAGUUAACCCCGGAGGAGAUAGAGAAGAAACAACGAAGAAGAGAGCAGAACAGAUUAGCUGCUCAACGAUGUCGCCAGAAGAAAAAGAUGUGUCAGAACUUCGUCUUACUGGAACUGGAGAAGCAGCAGGCCCGGAACCGAGACCUAGAGAUGGAACUGCGCAAACUCCGCCGAGAGAAAAUGGAGCUUCAAUCAGCGUAUGAGAGUCAUGUGACUUCCGGUUUGUGCAGCUUUGUCAAACCAGAAGGAGAACAAAUUCUUCCGCAAUGUUCCUUUUCGGAUUUCAGUUUCAUCGGCGAAGCUUUGAACUUACCAGAGGAUUGAUAGCAUCGUGUACCAUUGUGUUUCCGACUUGACCCAGACUUGCCAAACUUAUUGUCGCACAGUGUCUUUCAGAGUUCCGUCUUGCAGUUGUUUUAUAUUGUCUUCAUUAAUGCUGGCCACAGAACUUACACAUAUUCUGACUGUAACCUUGACAGGAUAUUCAUUCCACAUAUCCCGGCAAAGGAACUAGAAGUUGGGAGUCAUAUCUUAUCUUAAAGCAGGCGGAUUCAUAGUGCUUAAAAGAAAUGGAACCCGACCUGUAUUUAUUGCGCACAAGCCGGUAAAAGGCUUGACAGUGAGGAUUGUAAAGGGUUUUAAGAGCCUCAUUAAAGACAAAUAUACCAUAACUCUGAGCUCUCAGAGGGUGCCACUCCUGUUUUUGGUACUAAGGAAUCCAACCCAUGUUUUGUGGUAGGCUAUAUAACGCAUAUGCUAUCUCACAGUCUCUGAACCACACUAUAUUCCCUGCUGCCCAUCCCUCCAUGCAAUGCUUAAGGCCCUGAAUGAAGCAAGUCUAGAUUUGCUCAGCUUCUGGCUCACUGGGGCUCCUUUUCUGUAUAAAUAGGAUUAUUUGUUACUGUCAAAAUUAUAUAUAUUCAGAGAUUAAGCUAAUUGUCUAAACGCAGUGCUGUACGGCGGAAUCUGACCCAUGUUUAGUGGUAGUCCAGAUAACGCAGUGAUGUGCGGAGAAUACCAUGAAUGGAUCACUUUUAAUAAUUUAGUGAUAUGCUGAAGGUUCAGUCUCUAAUUUUAGGCUAAUUAUUUAUUGUUUUCAACCCAAGCCCAUAACGCGUGUCUGCACACACUCGUGGCAAUACCCUCACACAUUUACACAUGUACCCCCCACAACAUGACCCCAAUCCCUACACACACACAUACAACAUCCCCUGCUUCCCCUGUCUGACCGAUGUACCCCGCCGUCAUAUUGCUGGAAUAUUGCUAAAAGCGGCGUUAAACCAUACUCACUCACUCCACAGUCACACAGAUAUUCCAAAACACCCGCAAAUUCCCACAAACCAGUGAUAUACCUAGUGAUAUGAAUGUAUAUAUACCAAUGUGUUAAUAAACUUAUUCAUCCUUCCGAUUAGCGUAUCACACUGCGUACAGCAGGACAGGUGUCAGUGUAUUGACGCAGGCGACAGUAACAUCUUCACUCCUAAGCCAUGUCCGGGAUGCAGACAUAUUUGCGUCUUGCAGCUACCGGAACAUUCUCGUCAUCGUGUUUGAUGCAAGUGACACAAAAGUUUACGCCAAAUGAAAAUUGUUUUGUGACCCGGAUUGAGGUUUUAUGAACCUCUCUUAAAGGUGUCUGACAAUGCCAGUUAUGUAAAAAUGUCUGCGAUGAAAACACACCGGCCAUAUACGUCCACUCGUUAAUCUACAUGUCUGCCUGUUACACCAGAGAGCGGUGCGUGUGAUACGCUCAACACAGGUGAAUUGAAUCUAUCGCGAAAUAAAACUCCGACCAGUGUGUCCCCAUUGCGGAUAUGGAAAGGGGAGGGGGAGAUUUUAGUACGGAUAGUUCCUUUACUCCUGCCAGAGAUAUUUGGCUGCUAGAAAACCUGUAGAGCAGAUGUCUACACGACAAAAUCAUUUUGGACAUUCCCAAUUUGAUUCAUUUCCAUAGAUUUUUAUACCCCACCGGUCAGUCGUGGUGUUGGCCUACUAUGAUCUGAUGUUUAUAUUGUACAUGUUUAUAUUGUUCAGGUUAUUCUCCAUCACAUUAACAUCGGGGUGGCGGGAAAUCAUAUCAUAUGCUAUGUUGUGGGUUUGUGCUCUGGUGACAGAAGACCACCCACAGAUGCGUUAAAACCGGUCUUCAAAAAACGUUUAUUUUCGGAGCCUGUAAAACGCGACUGAUUUUGGUUAUGUAAUAGAUCGAGUGAACUCGCCGUUCCAUUACAUUUGUGGUGGUAAAGUUUUGGACAUUUUCAGAUAAAAUCAAAGAAAUAAUGUAAGAAAUUAAAAAGGUUAAUCAGAAGAGUUAAUAUUCUUCUAGAAAAGUGGUCUCGUGUGGCAACAUCAGGUAAACACACAGAACCAGCUGAGCACAGCCCCAGAAGAUGUAUUUUACGUUUAUAUAUAUAUAUAUAUUAAAAUGACAUAUACUAAAUAUGUAAAAUGCUAUUUUCUGUAGCAUGUUUAUUCUAUGUUUUAUGACUGAACUGAUUAAAGGCAGUAUAUUCCCAUGAAAGCAAUACGGUGUAUUCAGGUGUUGCCUUUAAGUGUGACUAUCUAGCAGUACAUCUUGAAUAAUCCCGUGCUUCCCUUGUGUACCUGAGUCAAUGCUGUACAAUCACCACGCUUGAAUGUUUCACUGUUUAAUCUCUCACGCGAACAUACGUGUACAUCCUACCCCUGUGAGCGUACCAUCCGUAACUAUUUACGUAUCAUACGUCCACAAGAACGUAUGUCUGUCAGAGUUAACGCAGAAUGAACGGAUGUGAAGGGAAUACAACCGAACAGAUUUCAGGCCGUAAGACAACAAUAUAUGAAGAUCACAGUGAUUAUACAAAUGUCUACAUUUUGGU
Molecule: messenger RNA, 3319 nt
Organism: Haliotis rubra (blacklip abalone)
Lineage: Eukaryota; Metazoa; Mollusca; Gastropoda; Lepetellida; Haliotidae
Product: cyclic AMP-dependent transcription factor ATF-3-like
Exons: 4
Coding region: 240-788 (182 amino acids)
Biological process (GO): regulation of transcription by RNA polymerase II
Cellular component (GO): nucleus
Molecular function (GO): RNA polymerase II cis-regulatory region sequence-specific DNA binding; DNA-binding transcription factor activity, RNA polymerase II-specific
Source: RefSeq, a predicted model, not a curated record